UCAAAAGAAAACUCUUUAUAGGCAACCAGGAAAAAAAGUUAAAUAAAAUACUCUCAAGCCCUAGACCCUGCGAGACUGCGUGCACAGCUGAGCGCUUCACCUCGGACCUCCCAGGCCCUCUCGCACAGACGGAGCAGCGGCGACCAGAGUAGUCGCCGGAGCAGCAACAGACCAGGGAGAGUGUGUCCAUCGGAGGAAUAUUUUGCUGCUUCCUUCGUUGGCUCUGCCACUUCGAAGCUGGCACAGUGAGAGGCCACAGUAUUGCCAUUUGUGAUUGUUGGCAAAAUCAUGGAAGAGACAAAUAGUUCUUUGGAUCAAGAUGAAAGGGUAAAGAGAGAAGCAUCUCAGUUGGUGGCAGUGUUGAAAGAAAUGAAGGAAGGAUUAGAUGUAGUAAGGAGUAAAGUGCAAGCAUUAACUUCCAAGGUAAAAGCAGAUCAAUUUCCAACAGCUGAUGGGGUAAGCUAUCUGGAGGCCAAACACUUGCUGCUUUUAAACUAUUGCCAAUCAGUUGUCUAUUAUUUGCUCCGCAAGGCUAGAGGUUUAUCAAUUGAAGGACAUCCUGUUAUUCGAAGCCUUGUGGAGAUUAGAUUAUUUUUGGAAAAGAUUCGUCCAAUUGACAAAAAAUUCCAGUACCAAAUUCAAAAGCUCACAAAGGUUACGGAGAAAGAAAAUCUGAAUGAAAAGCAAACAGAUGCAGCUCAGAAGACGGAGGAUCUAUUGAAAUAUCGCCCAAAUCCUGACAUGCUGGUUAGCAAGUCAAACAUGACAUCUGAGGAUGGCAGUGGUGUGUAUCGACCACCCAAAUUUGCCCCGACUACAAUGGAGGAAGACAAGAUGUCAAAACAAGAAAGAAAUGCUUUGAGAAAAGAGAAACAUGCUUUACGACAAGCUAAGCAGAGCGCUUACGUUAGGGAACUGGUGGAUACUAUAGAGGGCAAACCUGAAGAGGUGAGGGAGAUUGUCGGACACGAAAGUAGAGAAUUCACUAGAUUCAAGGAGAAGAUGGAAGAGCGUGCACGGCAAGAAGAGGAACUUUUUAAUCGUGCUCCUCUCACAAGGAUGGAGAAAAAGAAAGCAAAACACUUGCAGAAGUCGAGAAAUGGGUUGCUUGGCUUGGCAGAAAACUUUUACGAUGAAAUAAGAACUUUACCUAUAGAGGAAGACAGUGGGCAAAUGACAAACUUUGAUAAUGGUAGCAGUGGCAGGAGAAAAUUUAAGAAGCGCAAGAUGAAGCAUUGAAGGUGAUGUAUGAUAGUGGUGCAGAUCUUUAUAUUUAUAGAGGAGUCCACAAUGGGAAUUUUAAGCCUUGAUGGUGCUGUUCAACCUUUGUUCUUUAGGGUACUGAAAUGAGAGCAUGAAACAGAACAAUUUUGUUGAGAUUGAGAUCUAAUUGCUCUGUUCUUUUAGCUAAUUUUCCCAUAUCCAUGGGUAAAGUAUGUUAUCGAUAUUCACUAUACGGGCUAAUAAUUUUUGAGUGAUGAUACAUAAGUAUAAUUUUUUAUUUUUAAAAAACAUUUGUCAUCUCAAGCUCUUUUUGUAGCAAUUUAUCAGCAACACUUCUGCGUAAAA
Molecule: messenger RNA, 1569 nt
Organism: Malania oleifera
Lineage: Eukaryota; Viridiplantae; Streptophyta; Magnoliopsida; Santalales; Ximeniaceae
Exons: 9
Coding region: 289-1239 (316 amino acids)
Biological process (GO): maturation of SSU-rRNA from tricistronic rRNA transcript (SSU-rRNA, 5.8S rRNA, LSU-rRNA)
Cellular component (GO): nucleolus; small-subunit processome
Source: RefSeq, a predicted model, not a curated record